UGUAUGCACGCGCGCGAGCUCUCCUGUAUCGUCGCGCGCUCGGCUGCACACACACAGCAUCAUCUGAGCAUCCCUCUGUCUGCACCGGGGGGAAAGAGAGAGACCUGCGAGUGCUUUUCCUGCUGCUGUGCUUUUUAUAGUUCUGCCCAGCGCCGGUGAACAUCAAAGGAAGAGCCUCUGGAUUAUAUAUUGUGGGUGAAUUCGCAGACGGUACCGAUGAGACGCGAAUGAAAACCUGAACCCGACAACGAUGUUAAUCAGGUUAUGAGUGCACUUACAGCUUGGUGAUCCGCAUACACAGACAAGCCAAUGAGAGGAUGGCCAGAGGUCACAUGAUCUACGGAAGCACCUAUCAGUCGCUGCUAUUGGUUUUACUGGGCGUGCUCCAGCUGGCGCAUACACAGACUCCCCCUCGCUUCACCCGGACCCCAACUGAUCAAAUAGGUGUUCAGGGGGGCGUGGCCUCCUUCGUCUGUCAGGCCACGGGAGAUCCACACCCCAAAAUCACUUGGAGCCGAAAAGGCAAAAAAGUCACCAACCAGAGAUUUGAGGUGAUAGACUUUGAGGAUGGAUCAGGCUCUGUGUUGAGGGUGCAGCCGCUGCGGACUCCCCGCGACGAAGCUUUAUACGAAUGUGUGGCAUCUAAUGAAGCAGGAGAGAUCAGCGCCUCGACACGCCUCUCUGUUCUCCGCGAGGACCAGCUUCCCUCUGGUUUCCCGUCUAUAGAUAUGGGUCCGCAGCUGAAGGUGGUGGAGCGUUCUCGUACGGCUACCAUGCUGUGCGCUGCCAGCGGAACGCCUGACCCGGAGAUCACCUGGUUUAAAGAUUUCCUCCCCAUAGAUACACACAUUCAUGGUCGGAUUAAACAGCUGCGCUCAGGUGCUCUUCAGAUCGAUCAAAGUGAAGAAACAGAUCAGGGUAAAUACGAGUGUGUCGCCACCAACAGCGAAGGAACACGGUACUCAACACCAGCUAACCUUUACGUCAGAGUGCGUCGGAUCCCACCUCGCUUCUCGGUGCCGCCGAUGGAUUAUGAGAUCAUGCCGGGAGGAAGCGUGAAUAUCUCCUGUCAGGCUGUGGGCGUUCCCAUGCCAUAUGUCAAAUGGAUGCUGGGAGCCGAGGAUUUGACACCAGAAGAUGACAUGCCUAUUGGGCGGAAUGUUUUGGAGCUCACUGAUGUACGCCAAUCUGCCAACUACUCGUGUGUGGCCAUGUCUACUUUAGGAGUUAUAGAAACCAUUGCCCAGAUCACGGUUAAAGCCCUUCCCAAUCCUCCAGGAGCUCCUGUUGUAAUGGAGCGAUCUGCCACCAGCAUUACACUGAUGUGGGACAGCGGGAAUCCGCUUCCUGUUUCUUAUUACAUCAUUCAGUAUCGCCCCACCUCCUCCACUGACAAUUUCAAAGAAAUCGACGCCAUCGCAACGACUCGAUACAGCGUGGGUGGACUCAGCCCCUACUCCCACUACCAUUUCCGGGUGGUUGCGGUGAAUUCGAUUGGCCGUGGCCCUCCGAGUCAAACGGUGGAGGCCCGUACUGCCGAGCAGGCACCGAGUUCCCCUCCACGCCGCGUUAGAGGUCGCAUGCUGAGCGGUUCCACAGCGAUGGUGCAGUGGGAGGAGCCAGAGGAGGCCAAUGGUCAGGUGGUCGGCUAUAGGGUUUAUUACACAUCAGAUCCAUCGCUAUCCGUGAGCCAAUGGGACAAGGAAAUGGUUCGCGGGGGGAAUUUUUUGAACGUUCGGGACCUGACGCCUAACAAAACCUAUUAUAUUCGAGUUCUUGCCUUUACCGCAGUGGGGGAUGGACCGCUUUCCAGCGACUUGCAUAUUAUCGCUAAGACAGGAGUCCCAUCCCAGCCCACUGAACUGAAGGCAGAGGUGAAAUCAGAGACCAGCGUUCUUCUGUCAUGGAUCCCUCCGGCACACAGUGGCACAGAUGCCAUUAUUGGAUACGAGCUCAUAUACAGGCUUGGAGACCAGCCAGAGCAGAAAAUAUCAUUUGACCCCAGCUCCAGUUAUCUGAUGAAGAAUUUGAAGCCGUUUUCCACCUACAUAUUCCAGCUAGCAGCUCGCAGUAAACACGGCCUGGGGGCAUUCACCGGUGAAAUCACCAUUCAGACUCCACAGACACAGUUCGUGCCCCCUCCCCAGGAAGUUACAUGCAUAAGCCCAUCCUCCACAAGUCUGCUCCUCAGUUGGGCUCCACCCCUCAUAGAUGAAAAUGGAAUCAUAACAGGGUACUCCAUCCGCUAUGUGGCUGUAGAAAGAGAGAAGGACACCGUACAAAGGAUCUCGGACAUCCCAUCUAACUGUUACCGCUACCGGAUAGAGGGACUGAGGAAAGGGUCAUUGUACUCGGUGACUAUCGCCGCCCACAUGGAUGCCAGUCAAGGGCCAGAGACCCUACCGGUAUUGGUCCGCACACAGGAUGACGUGCCCAGCGCACCACCGCGGGGUGUGGAUGUGGUGGUCUUAAAUGCCACCUCUGCCAGAGUGUCAUGGAAACCUCCAGUUGCUGAGCGACAGCAUGGAGUGAUCCGUGGUUACCAGGUGACAUACGUCAGACGCACAGCGGAGGAAAGAACAGUCUCUCCCAGAAUUAAGGAACUCCUGUUGAGAGACUCAAAGCCACAGAACGAUUCACAACAAUAUGAGCUGAUUUUGUCUGAUCUGUGGCCUAACACGGAAUAUUCUGUUACCGCGGCAGCAUUUACCUCAAAAGGAGAUGGGCCACGCAGCAAACCCACUCUCAUCAGAACUAAACCCUCAUUGCCAGGGUUACCAUUGCUGACAGUUGCAUCAUCGGAAGAAGGAACUGUACACUUAAACUGGCUGCCUCCGCCAGCGGGUCUAUCCCCCGUGCUGGGUUACAGGCUGUCAUACGGCCGGGCCGACCCCACCUCAGAUACCUUCAUUGUGCUGGAGCUUGAUGAUGACAAACGCACACACAGCAUCCAAUCUCUGAGUCCCGGGACGCUGUACGUGUUCCGCCUCGCCGCCCGCAGCGUGUGGGGUUACGGCUUGAGCGCUCAGGUCACACUUUUCAUACAGACUGUCAUGGAAACGACCACCGAGGAUGCGGUGACAGUUGCAGGGGCGACAGAAGGUGGAAACACCAGCAUUGUGGAAACCAUUUUAUCUCUGUCUGGUUUAACAGCGGAAAGCAUUAAUUCCUCAUCAGCCAUCCUGAGAUGGGAGCGACCAAGAACCAGCGUGCAGAUCCAAGGUUACCGCGUGUGGUUCGCUGUCACUUUUAGUAACGGCACAGACAUUGCAAUGGAAUCUGAUGUUACGGAGCCCACAGUUGUUCUUACAGGCCUUGGGGAAAAUACUGAGUAUGUUGCACGAGUAUGCAUGCUUAGCAAACAUGGCCCUGGGCCCUGUAGUCUUCCAAUAUCCAUCAAAACUCAACCAGUACAGGAAGUGUUUGCUGUAAACUUUCGAGUGAAAAAUGCCAUGAAGAGUUCAGUCCUGCUGACCUGGGAGUCUCGUACCACGAGCAAUAAAGCACAGCCUCUCAUUAUCUCAUAUGGUGACGGUGAGAGUGUGGAGGUAGAUGGGCGGCUCGGGCUGAAGCUGGUCACUAAGUUAAAGCCUCAAUCUCUGUACACCUUCCUGUUAACAAGUAAAGCUGAUGGGACCGGAGGCCUGCAGCACCGUGCGGAUGCCAUGACGGCUCCAAAUCUGCUGACCAGGAAACCCCAUCUGCUGGACAAAACCAGCUCGCAGAGCAUCGCUACCCUGCAGCUGCCCGCUGUCCAGGGACAGGCUAACGUCAGGGGUUUCUACAUUGUGGUUGUUCCACUGAAGAGGCAGAGAGGAGGAAACUUUCAGAAUAUAUGGAACGAUCCAGAUGAAAUGAACAUCGAUGAGCUGCUGAGAGAGAUUAAUGGCACAGGUCGCUCCGUGCGUCUGAGGAGGCAGGCGGAGGCAAAGCCGUACAUCAGCGCUUAUUUCCAGAGUCUACCAGCUGAGUUUAAACUAGGAGACGGACGCGUGUACGGGGCAUUCCUGAACCGACCGCUUCUCAACGGACAGGAAUAUGUCUGCUCCGUGCUGGCUAUUCUUGAACUGGGCCAGAAUACUGUCUACUCCACAAGUCCAUUCUCCGACGCCGUGCUGUUCUCUGACGUUGAACCGCAGCCGAUCGUAGACGAGGAGGAGGGGCUUCUUUGGGUUGUGGGGCCGGUCCUGGCCGUCAUCUUCAUCAUCAGUAUCGUCAUCCUCAUCCUUCUCUUUAAAAGCAAACCAGACAGGAAGCGGGCGGAGCUAGAGGGCAGGAAGUGCAGCUUUCCCAGCAACAGUAAGGCCAUGAGUUCCCAGCAUCCAUCUGACCCAGUGGAGCUCCGUAGAAUCAACUUCCCCACCGCCGGCAUGACCAGCCACCCUCCAGUAUCCAUCUCAGAACUCCCAGCACACAUCGAGAGGAUGAAAGCCAACGAAAACAUAAGAUUCUCUCAAGAAUAUGAGUCUAUUGAUCCAGGCCAGCAGUUCUCAUGGGAACAUUCUAACCUCGAAAUAAACAAGCCAAAGAACAGAUACGCCAACGUUAUCGCCUACGACCACACCAGAGUAUUACUCUCCGACAAUGAUGGUGUUCCUGGUGGUGACUACAUUAAUGCCAACUUCAUAGAUGGGUACCGGCGUCAAGGCGCAUACAUCGCCACCCAGGGCCCCAUGCCAGACACGUUCAGUGACUUUUGGAGAUUGGUCUGGGAACAACACACAGCAAAUAUCAUCAUGAUCACCAAACUUGAGGAGAAGUCAAGGAAUAAAUGUGAUCAGUACUGGCCCAGCAGAGGUACAGAGACAUAUGGACUGAUGCAGGUCUCCUUACUGGACACGGCAGAUCUCGCGAGCUACUGCGUCAGGACUUUCGCUCUCUUUAAGAGUGGAUGUUCAGAGAAAAGGGAGGUUCGUCAGUUCCAGUUCACAGCAUGGCCUGAUCAGGGAGUACCUGAACAUCCCACUCCAUUCCUGGCCUUCCUGAGACGGAUCAAGGCCUGCAACCCGCCAGAUGCCGGGCCCAUUGUGGUCCACUGCAGUGCCGGUGUGGGCCGAACAGGCUGCUUCGUCGUCAUUGAUGCCAUGUUGGAGCGCGUGAAGCAGGAGAAGACGAUAGAUGUGUAUGGUCAUGUGACCUUGAUGCGAUCUCAGCGAAACUACAUGGUGCAGACAGAGGAGCAGUACAUUUUUAUUUACGACACACUGCUUGAGGCCGUUUCCUGCGGCAAUACCGAGGUUCCAGCAAGAAACCUCUACGCCUACAUCCAGAGACUCUCGCAGACAGAACCGCCAGAACACAUCAGCGGAAUGGAGCAGGAGUUUAAACGACUAGCUAAUGCCAAAGCACACAACUCCCGAUUCGUCAGUGCCAGCCUCCCUUGCAAUAAAUUCAAAAACCGACUGGUCAAUAUAAUGCCAUACGAGAGCACACGUGUCUGCAUGCAGCCAAUCAGAGGAGUUGAGGGUUCAGACUACGUCAAUGGCAGUUUUAUAGACGGCUACAGGCAACAGGGGGCGUAUAUUGCGACUCAGGGGCCGCUGGCUGAGACGGUAGAAGAUUACUGGCGGAUGCUUUGGGAACACAAUUCCACUAUAGUUGUUAUGCUCACUAAGCUCAGAGAAAUGGGAAGGGAGAAAUGUCAUCAGUAUUGGCCAUCAGACAGGUCAGCACGCUACCAGUACUUUGUCGUGGAUCCCAUGGCGGAGUACAAUAUGCCUCAAUAUAUACUCAGAGAGUUUAAAGUCACGGACGCAAGGGACGGUCAGUCUAGAACAGUCCGUCAGUUUCAGUUUACGGAUUGGCCAGAACAGGGCGUUCCAAAAUCUGGUGAAGGCUUUAUUGAUUUCAUUGGUCAAGUGCACAAAACAAAAGAACAGUUUGGUCAGGAUGGGCCCAUCACAGUACACUGCAGUGCUGGCGUUGGGAGGACAGGUGUGUUUAUCACUCUGAGUAUAGUGUUGGAGAGGAUGCGUUACGAGGGAGUGGUCGACAUCUUCCAGACUGUCAAAAUGUUGCGUACUCAACGUCCAGCCAUGGUGCAGACAGAGGAGCAGUACCAGUUCUGCUAUCGAGCGGCGCUGGAAUACCUGGGUAGUUUUGAUCACUAUGCAACAUAAACCUUCUCUUGGACCAAGGCCACAUCCUCACCCACUGAGACCUGCGUCUGAUCAAUCUGACAGCCUCUUUCUGUUGCCCACAGUCCAUAAGUCUGAGUGAUUUCUCCAGACAGCACACUAUUUAAAAGCCAGACAGGGAGUCCGGCUGGGAUAAAGAAUUGUCGCAACAAAUUGUAGCUCAACCCAUAUGGUUAACAGUUGUCCAGACAUAUUUGGGGUGGAAGGAGGGUGCUCAGGCAUAAGAGCUAAGCGGACCACAGAUCCAAUGACGUUGCGUGAAUUCGACCAUGUGCUGUCUGGAUGGAUUCAUCAGACCAAUGAAAAAGUGUGAGAGGAGACAACAUUCUGUUUGAUUGUACUUGUUAAUUUUCAUCCUUUGUUUAACAGCAAAUCCCCCAAAACACCCACAAAAGAUGCAGUAAUGUUUAUUGAGGGAUGCAGACCAGGUUUCCACGUUUUUGUCACCGGUUGUAUAGUGGACCCACUAACUCACUUGAUGAAGUGAAGAAAAACACCUAUGAGAAGGAAUUCAAUGUCAACCCAAAUAUUGGUGCUUAUGCCAGUAUCCGGUGUAUUUUUCUGUAGCGUGCACAAACACAUAUAAAUACAUAUCUUUCACAGAUUUAAGAAAAGGAAAAUAGAAUAGCCUGAAACAUGGAGAUUUGUCUCAAAAUCCUGUGCAAUAUUGAACGUGACCGCACCUUCAAGUGUUAAAACCACUUAAGUAUUAGAGAUAUUCUCACUGUAAUUAAAUUGUCUCAUGAAUCCUAUAUGAUAUAAAGUAAAAACAAAAUGUUAUAAACCAUAUUACCACAUAUAUAUAUAGAAAUUGAUAUAUAUAUAUAUAUACAAAUUUAUGAAUUGUCAAUGUAUUACGUGAUAUUUCUAUAAUGUGAGUGAGGUCCCUGUCAGUGCACAUAUUGUUACGUACUGAUCGCAGAAGUUAAAUGAUGAUUUUUCACUACAUUGUUACCAAGCAAUGCUUCCAAUUUCAGGUUUGAAAGUUCACAUAUUCAAAAUUUGAUCCUAAAUGGCAACAGAGUUUCUAAAUAUGGGGUGAGAUACUCAAAACAAUAAUGGAUCAUUUGACACUGGUAGUGCCUUAUCAUAGUCACAUGUUUAAAAUUGGUCGCUAUUCAAGUUAUGUUUCACAUCUAUGGAUAUGAACCUGCUUUAUUUAAAGACAAUUAAAUAUUAAUAAUAGAUAUUACAAGUUAAAUAUAAUUGUAUCUGCUAAAUUUAAUAUAAAAUGUAAUAUAUUUUACACCUAGACCAAUAUUGAGGAGCAGGGCAGGUUUAUUCAGUCAUAAAGUGUUCUGCCAAAAUGACUAAAAUAUGAUUUUGUUGAAUUUCAAUAUGUGUUCAGUUUUGAGAGGACACAAGUAUAUUGUAUCUGUAAUGGACAAAACAGCUUCAUAUUCUGACCGUUAUGUAUGUAGUUAUUGUUAUAAAUUAUGUAUUUAAAAUUGAAUGCAGUAGACAACACUAUAGUUUUUACAGUUUGAGUCCAUACUGCUGGAUUCAUGUUUUACCCAAUGUAAAUGCUAUUUGAGCAGUUUUACCUAAAGUUUAUUUGAUACUAGCAGUGAUGUUCAUGUUAACAUCCUUCUGCAACAGACAGUACAGAAGUAUGGAAUUAUGGAAGUACUGUGAUCUUGCAGGCUACUAUAUAACCAAAGUGAGACUUUGAAGUUAGAUUUGAAACUGAAUAAACAAUACUGCAGUUUAACAAUAAACAAGAGGCCCAAAAAUUCAUUUAAUGUAAAUGGCUGGCAAAUAGACUUGUAAUAUUGACAAAAUAAUUCACAUAUAUCAAUGCCCUUGUGUUUUUGAGUAUCGUUGACCAUGACAGUUUGUGUAUGGGUUUGGAAAUUACUCCACACUUGUUCUAUGCACUAACCCUUACUAUUUCUUCAACACAUAAUGUUAUUUGUAUUGAAUGAGAUGAACUCCACAGUGUUGUUCACAGUGUGUGCAUGUUUAGAGAAAACUAUGUUUUGGUUACAAAGCUCAAAAAGAAAAUAUGCACAUAGCCUAUUGUUAUUAUUAAAUACUUAAUAGAUUACAGGGUGGUAUGGCGGACUUUCAUGUAGUCUGGUGGUUAUCAUCAUUCGUGGUCACUGCGAACUUCAGCUCAUCAAAUGUUUCAUUUCCUUCAUUCCAUUAUUAUUUUCAUUCAUUGUCCCGUUUUUAAACCAGGUUUUAAAGGAAAUAAAUCUUCCACUAGCUACCUGCUGUAUAAUAUUACACAUUGAAGUGCAUCAUGACCAAGUUUCAGGGUUUUUCAAAUUUCAAAAAGCAUUUGUUUAGGAGAACUUCUUUGCUAAACUAAGUGUUAAUGAUUAAGGGAAAAAAACAUUUUUCAGUGCAUGAUAGCCCCCGUUUGUAAAAUGCCAAGGUACACGUCUGAUUUAGAUGAAUUAUGACAUUGUUUUGUGUGAAAAUGAACUAGCACAAUCUGUAUCAUGUAAUCUGACCAAAUAUGCAUUGUAUCACAAUUUUCGUACCGUCAAAUGUUGCUGUGAGAGGUUUUACUAUUUCACCCAUUAAUUAAUGUGAAACACAAAAGGGAAAUCUUUUACCUCUGAUUUUGUAGUAAAUGUAAAUAUUUCAGAGGAUGUUUUCUUUUUUUAAUUUUCCUACUUUACGUUGUGAGGACAGAUGUGAGAAUACAGUUGUAUUCAUGGAAAACGUUUUAUUUGUUACAAAUAAAAUGGUAAUAAUAA
This is a messenger RNA of Triplophysa dalaica, 8845 nucleotides long. It is a transcript of the gene ptprdb, whose product is annotated as protein tyrosine phosphatase receptor type Db. The record is from RefSeq and is a predicted model, not a curated record. Gene Ontology annotation, biological process: protein dephosphorylation. Lineage: Eukaryota; Metazoa; Chordata; Actinopteri; Cypriniformes; Nemacheilidae. Bases 318 to 6119 code for a protein of 1933 amino acids. Gene Ontology annotation, molecular function: protein tyrosine phosphatase activity; protein binding. The transcript is spliced from 34 exons.